GAGGAGCUUGGCCUGCCCCGAGCCGCAGGAGCAGGGCCAGCGAUGGAGCCCGCAGCCCGGGGUCGCGCCCCGCCCUGAGCCCCACAGCCAGCCAUGCUGCCCCGUGGGCGACCCCGGGCACUGGGGGCCGUCGCGCUGCUGCUGGUCCUGUUGCUGUUGGUCGGGUUCUUCCUGUUCGGAGGGGACCCCGAGUACGGGCUGAGGGCAGCUGCCUCCAUUGAUGAAGACCCGCACCGCAACCACAACCUCUCUGCCUCCGUCCUGCAGCUGCCACUGUCACCCAAGUGCGAGCUCUUGCAGGUGGCCAUUGUGUGUGCAGGAUACAACUCCAGCCGAGAGGUCGUCACCCUGGUCAAAUCAGUGCUGUUUUACAGGAAAAACCCCCUACAUCUCCACCUGGUGACUGAUGCUGUGGCCAGAAGCAUCCUGGACACACUCUUCCGCACGUGGAUGGUGCCCGCUAUGGUGGUCAGCUUCUAUGAUGCUGAGGAGCUCAAGCCACUGAUUUCCUGGAUCCCCAACAAGCACUACUCUGGCUUCUAUGGACUAAUGAAGCUAGUGCUUCCCAGUGCCCUACCUCUCAGCCUGGCCCGAGUCAUUGUCCUGGACACGGAUGUCACCUUUGCCUCCGAUAUCGCAGAACUCUGGGCACUCUUUGCUCACUUUUCUGAUGAGCAGGUGAUCGGUCUCGUGGAGAACCAGAGCAACUGGUACCUGGGAAACCUCUGGAAGAACCAUAGACCCUGGCCUGCCUUGGGCCGGGGAUUUAACACAGGUGUGAUCCUGCUGCGGCUGGACCAGCUUCGUCAAGCAGGCUGGGAGCAGAUGUGGAAGCCAACUGCGAAGCGAGAGCUCCUCACUCUGUCUGCCACGUCCCUGGCUGACCAGGACAUCUUGAAUGCUGUCAUUAAGGAGCACCCAGAGCUGGUACAGCCCCUGCCUUGUGUCUGGAACGUGCAGCUGUCAGACCACACGUUGGCCGAGCGCUGCUACCUGGAGGCAGCUGACCUCAAGGUGAUCCACUGGAACUCACCAAAGAAGCUGCGGGUGAAAAACAAGCAUGCAGAGUUCUUCCGCAAUUUGUACUUGACCUUCCUGGGAUAUGAUGGGAGGCUGCUGCGGAGAGAGCUCUUCGGGUGUCCCAGCCAGCUGCCACCUGGGGCUGAGCAGUUGCAACAGGCUCUGGCACAGCUGGAUGAGGAAGACCCCUGCUUUGAGUUCCAGCAGCAGCAGCUCACUAUGUAUCGUGUGCAUAUCACCUUCCUGCCCCACCAGCCGCCACCUCCUAGGCCUCAUGAUGUCACCUUGGUGGCUCAGCUCUCUAUGGACCGGCUGCAGAUGCUGGAAGCCUUGUGUAGGCACUGGCCAGGCCCCAUGAGCCUGGCCUUGUACCUGACAGACGCAGAGGCCCAGCAGUUCCUGCAUUUUGUGGAGACUUCGGCGGUGCUCUCUGCGAGACAGGAUGUGGCCUACCAUGUGGUGUACCGGGAGGGUUCCCUCUACCCAAUCAACCAGCUCCGCAAUGUGGCCUUGGCCCAGGCCCUCACACCUUACGUCUUUCUCAGUGACAUUGACUUCUUGCCUGCCUACUCCCUCUACGACUACCUCAGGGCUUCCAUUGAGCAGCUGGAGCUGGGCAGCCGUCGGAAGGCAGCUCUGGUGGUGCCUGCAUUCGAGACCCUGCACUAUCGCUUCAGCUUCCCUACCUCCAAGGCAGAGCUGUUGGCCUUAUUGGACGAAGGCUCUCUCUAUACCUUCAGGUACCACGAGUGGCCAAGGGGUCACAUGCCCACGGAUUAUGCCCGUUGGCGGCAGGCCCGGGCACCAUACCGUGUGCAAUGGGCAGCUGACUAUGAGCCCUAUGUGGUGGUACCACAUGAUUGUCCCCGCUAUGAUCCUCGCUUUGUGGGCUUUGGCUGGAACAAGGUGGCUCACAUCAUAGAGCUGGAUGCACAGGAAUAUGAACUUUUGGUGCUGCCUGAGGCCUUCACCAUCCAUUUGCCUCACGCUCCAAGCCUGGACAUCUCUCGCUUCCGCUCUAGCCCCACAUAUAGGGACUGCCUCCAGGCCCUCAAGGAGGGGUUCCACCAGGACUUGUCACGUCACUAUGGGGCUUCUGCUCUCAAAUACCUCACUGCCUUACAGCAGCCCCGAAGCCCAGCCUGAGCUCACCAGGCUGCCCCUGGCUGUGGCUCACAUUUCCUGCAGACAUUGGUGCCUCUCCUCUCCCACCCCACCGACACCACUGCUAU
Molecule: messenger RNA, 2252 nt
Organism: Nannospalax galili (Upper Galilee mountains blind mole rat)
Lineage: Eukaryota; Metazoa; Chordata; Mammalia; Rodentia; Spalacidae
Gene: Large2
Product: LARGE xylosyl- and glucuronyltransferase 2
Exons: 15
Coding region: 94-2166 (690 amino acids)
Biological process (GO): protein O-linked glycosylation via mannose
Molecular function (GO): glucuronosyltransferase activity; xylosyltransferase activity
Source: RefSeq, a predicted model, not a curated record